Molecule: messenger RNA, 2115 nt
Organism: Aspergillus chevalieri
Lineage: Eukaryota; Fungi; Ascomycota; Eurotiomycetes; Eurotiales; Aspergillaceae
Product: putative serine-rich protein
Exons: 3
Coding region: 1-2115 (704 amino acids)
Source: RefSeq, a predicted model, not a curated record
AUGCGUUCCAAUCAAUCUACCACAUCUCCUCGCAGAGCCCUUCAUGAACGCUCGCAUUCGCAUACCAAUUCCGCCUCUCCUCCCGCCUCCCUACACCAUGUGCGCUCCAAAAGUACCCAUAAUAGCGACGAGCACGAGAACGACUAUCCCCUCCACGACUAUUCCAGUUACCCGCACGAGGCUAUCUAUACUUCAUCCCCCUUUCCGACCAAGCCGGAACACGUGCUGCUUCCCAAUCCCGGCAAGGGGCAACAGCUAUUUCCGCCGCAGACUGCGACAACCCCUUCUCGCGUUUCGUCCAUUCUCUCCGGCGAACCCAGCACUGGUCUCGCGGAAAGCAGUACUUUGGAAGCCUCUGGUAGUGACUCCUGGGUGGAUUUUGUUCACAAUUCCCAGAGCUGGCUGCAUGACCAAUCUAGCCACUCUUCGUUCCCGACGCCCUCUCAGGGGAACGAGGAUGACGAUGACGACCAGACGUUCAAAUUCUACGACGAUGACAAGAAAACCGUCUCUUCCGGUGGUGACGAUGUGAGCCUCCCGCCUGCUCGCACUGUCAAGACCGUCGCCUCUCUGCCGUCCUCUCGUCACCCCAGCGACAGCUCCAGCCCCAACAUCGUCCCCAUCGGCCCGCCCUCCAUCGCGCCCUCGAGUCCCAAUUUUGUCACCUAUACCGAUACCUCCAGCGUCAACUUCAUGCGCCUCGGAACCUCGUCCAACUCGGAAUCCGUCACUCAUCGUUCCAAUUCCGUUUCCUCGUCCGCCAAUUCCUUGGGUACCGUCAUCCGGCACAUCGGGGCCACCCCCUGGAUCCAUGGUUCGCCCUCGGAACAAUCCAGCUGGGCCGCCCGUUCCUUUCACUCUACUCCUCCUUAUCAAUCCGUCCACGGUUCGGCCCAGUCCCAGACUUCCUCCCAUGAGCGCGAUCGCUCGCGCUCUGUCCGCAGCCACUCUCACUCCCAGGCCUCCUCGUCCCAGAGCGGGCCUGACUCUGAGAUUCAAGCCGUUGUUGACAGCGGUGCUCACGUGCAGUACCCGACUAUCCGUGCUCCUUCCUCAUCCAGCUCUUGGGUUGAAUCGUCGCACCAGGAGCCGCGCACCGCCUCCUACGAUUCCUCCACCCUCCACGAACCCAUCCCUGAACGAUCCGAAAGCCGCAUCACCUCCCAUCUAUCUACUGUACCUUCAAAUUGGUCCGCUGAAUGCGACAAUAGUUUCACGGGCGGCGCAAAUGAACCCUCGUCCGGGCGCUCAACAGCGGAUCCCGCUCGACCUUCCUCCGCAGUGGUCCGUCAGUCCCAACACGACACUUCUCUACGACUAGUCAAUGACUCGGAUGAGAACGUCGGCAAUGCAACCAAUCUCCAAAUUCGCAAUGCGGGCUCGGGCCAUGUCAGCACUCCCUCCGCCGACUCGCGACGAACCGGUAGCAUGCGGAGUCGUGCCACCACCUCCAGCUUCCUUACCAAUCUGCUUCCGAACUGGGCCAAGGUGUACUACCGGGAUGGUAAUGCGGUGAAUUCCGCUCUGUCGCUUGUCACCACCAGCCAAUCCUCUCAAGGACAUCGCGCUCACCCGUCGAACGCCAGCCGACCCAUGACGCGCCAUGGUAUUCGUGCAGUUGAGAGCACUCCGCGGUUAGCAUCAGAGGAUCCCCGGGAUCCGCGCAGCCAUUGGGUUGCCCCCCCACCGACAUCGCGACCGCCGACGGGGAUGUUCUAUCAAUUGCGACACAGCUGGUCACCUCAUUUGUAUGCGGACCGACAAAGGCUGGAAACCCAGGCUAGUAACUGGGUUGCACCGUCAUUGGACUCGCGGAUGGAACCGAUCCUUGGACGGAGGAACAUUCAAGUCUGGGCGUUUUGUUUUGGGUUCAUCUUCCCACUUGCCUGGAUUGUGGCUGCAUUCCUGCCAUUGCCCCCCAAACCCGACAUCGACCUCGAGUCGACCCCCGCAAGUGAAGUUACACUCCAGGCGAGAUUGUACGACCUUGAGCGCCGUCGACAUGACAAUGCUCGGUGGUGGAGGAACCUCAACCGUUGGAUGGUGCCCGUGGGCAUCAUCAUUAUUACUAUUAUUGUUGCACUGGCUGCUGUCGGAACCACCGUGGGUUUCUAA